Sus scrofa (pig) is the source of this 5348-nucleotide messenger RNA. The record is from RefSeq and is a predicted model, not a curated record. Lineage: Eukaryota; Metazoa; Chordata; Mammalia; Artiodactyla; Suidae.
GGGGUGAAUGAAGUGGAAGCGAUUCCCCCGCCCCCGCGCUUAGCUCCCCCUCCCUGUGGGGCCCGCCCCCCCUCGGCGCCCAGUCCAGCGUCUGCCUGUCCGCCUGCGGCUGUACUGGACCCUGACGUCUGGCUCCCCUGGGCCGGGACCCUGCGUCGCGGACUCGCGAUGGCCAAGCGCAGCUCGCUGUCCAUCCGCAUCGUGGAGGGGAAGAACCUGCCCGCCAAGGACAUAUGUGGAGACUGAGGCUUGGAGACGUGAACUGCUGGCUCCAAGUGGCAGAGCAAGCACGGGCAGCAGCGACCCUUACUGCAUCGUGAAGGUGGACAACGAGCCCAUCAUCCGGACGGCCACUGUGUGGAAGACCCUGUGCCCCUUCUGGGGCGAGGAGUAUCAGGUGCAUCUGCCCCCCACCUUCCACUCGGUGGCCUUCUAUGUCAUGGACGAGGAUGCCCUCAGCCGGGACGACGUUAUUGGGAAGGUCUGCCUGACGAGGGACACCCUGGCCUCUCACCCUAAGGGUUUCAGCGGGUGGGCGCAUCUGAUGGAGGUUGACCCGGACGAGGAGGUGCAGGGCGAAAUCCACCUGCGGCUGGAGGUGGUGUCGGGGACCCGGGGCUGCCGGCUGCGCUGCUCGGUGCUGGAGGCCAGGGACCUCGCGCCCAAGGACCGGAACGGUGCCUCUGACCCCUUUGUCCGUGUGCGCUACAAGGGCCGGACGCACGAGACCUCGAUCGUGAAAAAGUCCUGCUACCCACGCUGGAACGAGACAUUUGAGUUCGAGCUGGAGGAGGGGGCCGCGGAGGCGCUGUGCGUGGAGGCCUGGGACUGGGACCUUGUCAGCCGCAACGACUUUCUGGGCAAAGUGGUGGUCAACGUCCAGAGACUGCGCGCCGCCCAGCAGGAGGAGGGCUGGUUCCGGCUGCAGCCCGACCAGUCCAAGAGUCGCCAGCGGGGAGAGGGCAACCUGGGCUCCUUGCAGCUGGAGGUGCGGCUGCGGGAUGAGAUGGUGCUGCCCUCCGGCUGCUACCAGCCCCUGGUGCAGCUGCUGUGCCGUGAGGUGAAGCUGGGCACCCAGGGCCCAGGGCAGCUGAUCCCACUCAUAGAGGAGACGACAAGCACAGAGUGUCGCCAGGAUGUGGCAAGCACGCUGCUCAGGCUCUUCCUGGGGCAGGGUCUGGCCAAGGACUUCCUGGACCUGCUCUUUCAGCUGGAGCUGGGCCGCACCAGUGAGGCCAACACCUUGUUCCGGAGCAAUUCUCUGGCCUCCAAGUCCAUGGAGUCUUUUCUGAAGGUGGCUGGGAUGCGGUAUCUGCACGGCGUCCUGGGCCCCAUCAUUGACAGGGUAUUUGAGGAGAAGAAGUACGUGGAACUGGAUCCCAGCAAAGUAGAGGUCAAGGAUGUAGGGUGCUCCGGGCUGCACCGCCCGCAGACGGAGGCUGAGGUGCUGGAGCAGAGCGCGCAGACGUUGCGCGCCCACCUGGGGGCGCUGCUGAGCGCGCUGAGUCGCUCGGUUCGCUCCUGCCCCGCUGUGGUCCGCGCCACCUUCCGCCAGCUCUUCCGGCGCGUGCGCGAGCGCUUCCCCAGCGCCCAGGACGAGAACGUGCCCUUCAUCGCUGUCACCAGCUUCCUGUGCCUGCGCUUCAUCUCUCCUGCCAUCAUGGCGCCCAAGCUCUUCCACCUGCGCGAGCGGCACGCGGACGCCCGCACCAGCCGCACCCUGCUCCUGCUGGCCAAGGCCGUCCAGAACGUGGGCAACAUGGACACGCCGGCUUCCAGGGCGAAAGAGGCUUGGAUGGAACCGCUGCAGCCCACGGUGCGCCAGGGCGUGGCCCAGCUAAAGGACUUCAUCGCCAAGCUGGUGGACAUCCAGGAGAAAGAGGAGCUGGACCUGCAGCGAUCCCUGAGCUUGCAGGCACCGCCAGUGAAAGAGGGGCCACUCUUCAUCCACAGGACCAAGGGCAAGGGCCCUCUUAUGUCCUCCUUCAAGAAGCUCCACUUCUCCCUCACCACGGAGGCCCUCAGCUUUGCCAAGACACCCAGCUCCAAGAAAAGCACUCUCAUCAAGCUCUCCAGCAUCCGGGCAGUGGAAAAGGUGGAGGAGAAGAGUUUUGGCAGCUCCCACGUCCUGCAGGUCCUGUACACGGACGACUCGGGCCGGCUGCAGACCGCCUACCUGCAGGGCAAGUGUGUAAACGAGCUGAACCAGUGGCUGUCUGCCCUGCGCAAGGUCAGCAUCCACAACACCGGCCUGCUGGGCUCCUACCACCCUGGCAUCUUCCGUGGAGACAAGUGGAGCUGCUGCCACCAGAGGGACAAGACAGAUCUAGGCUGUGAUAAGACACGGCCCCGGGUGACCCUGCAGGAGUGGAAUGACCCUCUGGACCACGACCUGGAGGCCCAGCUCAUCUACCGGCACCUGCUGGGUGUGGAGGCCGAGCUAUGGGAGAAGCACCGGCAGCUGCUGGCGGGGCCAGGAGCAGGUCCUAUGCCCACGGGCCCUGGCGAAGCCCUACCUGCUCUGCCCCCAUCCUGCGUCUGCCUCCAGCCCCCCAAGACCCACUGGCCCAGCUGCUCCAGGUGCUGCAGGAUCUCAAGGAGGCCCAUAGAUCCAGUCCAGCAGGCUCCCCAUCCUCGGAGCCCAGCCACCUCCUGGAGCUGCAGACGUGAGGCUGACCUACGCCCCCACCGCUGCCGAACCCCACCAGGUGCUGGGAGACCCCCGUGCACACCCCGCUUUUCACCUCAGUCCCUCUUGGAGUGCGGGGCUUGGGUCUGUCCUGGGCCGGGGGACCAGGGGGCCCAGAAGUCCAGAGCUGACAUGACUCUGGCCCGUUGUUGCCCACCUGGCAUCCCCGAGGGACUCAGGAGCACCUGCUCCUCUCUGAGGCCUGGCUGCUCCCUGCCACCCCUGCAGCCCAGACUCUCCAGGGACCCUUCUCUCCUGCCCAGGGCAGACCCAGCUGGAAACACUCCUAGGGUGGUCCACGCCCAGUGGACCCAGAGAGGCACGAGGGAACGUGGAGCCCAGGAGACCAGGCCUCCAGCUCAGCACCCCCUUUGCUCCCGGCCACAACCCCACCUGCUCUCCUCACGGCCUCGCCUGUGCCCCCGGGGAGAGCAUCGCGGUGCUUUAUUGCCAACAAUAAACCUGCUGGGACUGCGGAGGCUCGGGGCUGUCGUGAUGGGGGUCAGAUGCUGGUGGGGGUGGCCGAGGACUGGGCCCUCCAGCAUAGCCUCUGCUCCCCCUGACCCAGAGAGCUCCUCUCUCCUCCCACCUGCUGUCCUGGCCAUACCUUGGUGCAUCCCCCAGAGGCUGCAGAGCCUGAUCUGUCCCUCCCUGCAGCCCCCCAAACAGACCUUUUCUCCAAGUGUCCUGAAGAUUGCACGCGGGGGCAGGUUCAGAACCUCUAACCAUGGAAGUUCCCGUCAUGUCUCAGUGGUUAGCGAAUCUGACUAGGAACCAUGAUGUUGCAGGUUCUAUCCCUGGCCUUGCUCAGUGGGUUAAGGAUCCGGUGUUGCCGUGAGCUGUGGUGUAGGUCGGCAGCUGUAGCUCCGAUGGGACCCCUCGCCUGGGAACCUCCUUAUGCCGUGGGUGCGGCCCCAGAAAAGACAAAAAAAAAAAAGCCCUGGCAGUGUCUUAUGCCAGCCCCCUGUCCCAGGCAAGGCUUCCUCUGGUUGUCACCUCCCCACCCACCACCCAGCCCAUCCCUAGACACACAGCAGCCUCCAGCGCCACUGAUGAGGUGGUAAGAUAGGAGGCACCGGCUCUUCGGCACAUUUUUAAAGCUUGUGCAACCAAGCUUGAGCCUCACCUGUGAAUCCCAGACCGAGGACAGUCCCCAAGGGCCUGGGUCACAGGCAGGACCCCUGGCCCAGCUCGGGGGCAGGGCCACGUGGGCAGACUGCAUGCUGCCUGCUUUGAGGCGAUGGGGUGAUGGUACAAGGGUCUGCCCCCUCCCCUCUCCCUAUGGCUUUUGGGGCCAUAGUGACCUUUCCUCGUGGCCGCAGCCUGCCAGCCCCUGGGACGUUCAUCGCCUCUUGGUCAUGAUGCUAACCAUCUGUGGGCCUCGUGAGCCUCCUCGCAGGACCUGGCGUCCUCUCUCCCUUCACAGCCCAGGGCUCAGGCCCAGGAGUGCUUGAGCCUGCUCCCUGCUCUGCGCGCCCCGCCCUCACCAGCAGCUCGCUUCUCUGGCUACUUCCUUGGGGCCUCACACACAAAUUCGCAGGCCUCUUUGAUUUUCUUGGGUGUCAAGCACCUCAUGGUAAGGAAGCAUGGACCCCAGGGUCUACUGAGACCCAGGGCAGGGUGUGAAGGGGAGAGAGGCUCCUGCGGGACCUGAGACCAAUAGGACGGAGCGAUUAACUGCACACCCACAGGCUCCUGCUGGCAACGCCCACCACCGUCUCCACCAAUGGAUCCUGGCGUGGGCGUGGCCACCGUGGCCGGAAGUGGCGUUCAAAUGACUAAAUGCCCGGCCCUGCCCCCACCUCACCUGUGAGCACUCUGGCUCCUAGGUUCUCUUCUCAGGUUCUGAGCAGAGUUACCUGCAAUCCGGGAUGCCACGUUCUUUUUGGAGGCCACCUGGCAAAAGGACAGGGACAGAAGAGACUCCUGCCUGCCCUCAGCACGGCAGGUCCUAAAGGUCAGACUCUCCAUCUGCACAGGGAGUGUGGACACCACCACUUCCCCAGGAUCGCCAAGCCUCUUAUUCAUCUGGGGCCCCGGGGCAGGUCCCCCCAGAUGUCCUGAGGGUUUGAUUGGGCCCCCGGACAGAGGCCUGCAGCCUAGGGGGCUGGCGUUCACUACAGGGCAGGCACUCUCGGAAGCCCUCAGUGGGCACAGUUCACAUGGUACGUGCAUCUGUCAUAGUCUGGGCCGAUCCCAUAAGAAAUCUGAGCAAGUUCCACCAUACUCCUCUUGGGAAAUUCCCGACGAUGUAUAUUUUUUGAAUAUGUUAAAAAAACAGGACUCUUGGCGUUCUCAUCAUGGCACAGCCGAAACGAAUCCGACUAGGAACCAUGAGGUUUCGGGUUUGAUCCCUGGCCUCGCUCAGUGGGUUAAGGAUCCUGCGUUUCGUGGCUGCGGUGCAGGCAGGCAGCUGUAGCUCUGAUUAGAUCCUGUAGGCUGGGAACCUCCAUAUGCCACGGGUGCGGCCCUAAAAAGACAAAAACACCAAAAAAAAAAAAAAUGAUUCUUACACCAAAAUACAAUGAACAUGUAUCAAAGAUUUAUUACGCAUCGAGGAGGAAUUGAGCGUUUGGCAAACCUGGUUCGUGGACUAUUUUGAGAACCUGAGCAAUGUUAAAACAAGAUUGUGAUAAUAGAUACAAAACUGGUGGAUGGA